Molecule: messenger RNA, 1677 nt
Organism: Helobdella robusta
Lineage: Eukaryota; Metazoa; Annelida; Clitellata; Rhynchobdellida; Glossiphoniidae
Exons: 1
Coding region: 1-1677 (558 amino acids)
Biological process (GO): sodium ion transmembrane transport
Cellular component (GO): membrane
Molecular function (GO): ligand-gated sodium channel activity
Source: RefSeq, a predicted model, not a curated record
AUGUUGGACUGGAAGAAAUUCGUUGAGGAAUUAAAGUUGUUCUGUGAGAAGGUGACCAUCAGAGGCGUGUCGAACAUUGUGAAGUCGAAACAAACCGUUAUCGCGGCUCUCUAUUCGCUGGCGGUUCUCACUUGUUCCGGCCUGUUGAUAUGGCAAAUCAGCAGCCUGAUAGAGAGCUACCUGAGUCACCCGUUCACCACAACCAUGACGGAACAAAACGUCGAUCCUGUCUUUCCGACGGUAACGGUUUGCCAUUUGAAUCCGAUUCUAAUGGCAGAGGAAAGAUUCACAAGUGUCCUCUCGUGGUCUCGUCAUUUGCAGAAUAUUCAAGACGCCAGAUUGAAACUCAACUACGAUGACCUGGCCAUUCUUUAUCCAACCAUAUCGAGGGCCGAGUUUGAGACGAUAGUGAAAGAUCUGAGGACGGCUGGUGGAUAUUUUGCAAACUUUCCGGUAAUGGAUUUAAAAUCGAUCGUCAACACGGAACUGAUCAUAGAUCAAAAUCUGGUGGACUGGGAUUGGAUAAAUUAUGAGCGGAACGCAUCUUCGGAGCCUCUCUGGGACUCGAACUACGCCAACUGCUUGAAGGUUACCUUGAAUAAUGAGGAUAGAAAACGCGUCAGAUCCAUGAGUUUGAUUUUUUAUCUGCACAACUUCCCAAAAGUUGUGUUACCCGGGUCCUACUAUCUCACCGCACUUACGUCCAAAGCUACGGGAGUUCGGAUAAAAAUUCAUUCCCCAAACACGAGAGGCGAUAUGAAGAGUGGAAUGAAUUUGAGACCAGGAACAGAAAGUACGUUCUACAUAAGAAUGGUCAACAGAUCUAGACUGCAUUAUCCGUACAACAAAGAGGAUUGCACAGAUGUCGACAACGAGACUCCAGGCGAGAGCGGAUACCUGUACAGUAGGGAGGCUUGCAUGGACUACUGCAUACAACAAAAAGUAGUUGACGCUUGCAAAUGUGUAUCCAUCGACCACUUACAUUCGGACACACAGUUGAAGCAAGCAAACUACAUAUCGUGCGGCAACAUGUCACACAUUAGCAGCAAUGAAAACGACAGACUGAGCAUUUACAACGGCCCAAAAAACUCACCGAUCCUCUACGCAAACACGACCUACUUUCUACCCGAGUUCAUGAAACUGUUGGCUUGUCAGCGCAAAACAUUGCAAACGAACACCACCUCGUGUUUGAACAAAUGUUUGGUCCCUUGCAACGAAGUUUAUUACGACUACCAAGGAUUGUUUGUUGACUGGCCUGACAUCACCAGACAUCUGCCCAUCUUCAGACGCUACAUAACAAACUCAACCACCAGACUGAGACAUAAACUUCUCUUCCCAGAGCACACCCUCCUGGACAGCCAUAAAACAAGUGGCACCAUGCCGGACGAGGAAAUCCUAAAAAAUUUGAGCGACCUGAAGCAGAUAGAAAAAAAUUUUCUCCAAUUGAACAUCGUUUUUGAAUCGGACAAGCCCUACUCCAUUCAAGAUAAGGAGAUGAUUACUUCGCAGACGAUGCUGUCGUCAAUUGGUGGCAGUUUGAGUCUCUGGCUCGGGAUUACUGUGAUGACCAUGGUGGAACUUUUAGAGUUCGUUUUCCAUAUCAUCGUCCUCACCUUCAGCGGAAGGAAAGUGAAAAUGAAAAAAAUCACAGUUGACGCGUUUCCAAAGAAAUUUUGA